UGGUGUCAAAAUAACCUUUGUUGAUUUACGAAUUUAUAUGCAAGAUCUAACUACUGCAGAACGUUUUAUUUACAUUGAUGAUGAAGUGCCAGUACAAGAACUAACUGAUGAAGAAAUUAUUAGAGCAGUGAAGCCAAACCUUGAGGUUAACAAUUCUGAUGAGGAGGAAGAAGCGGAAAUGGUAUAUAGUUCUUAG
Entrophospora candida is the source of this 196-nucleotide messenger RNA. NCBI's taxonomy places the organism in Eukaryota, Fungi, Glomeromycota, Glomeromycetes, Entrophosporales, Entrophosporaceae. The record is from the annotation of a GenBank genome assembly.